AUGUCCUCUCCAUGGACUAACUCAAUGGCUGGGUAUUUCCCAAGUGUAUGGGACGUGCUCAAGGUGCGAUACCUGUUGCAAUGGAAACUCAGUGAAGGGUUUCCAGCGGAGUUGGUAGACGAGAUUAUCGAUGCGGCCGAGUAUUGGCCUUCCACUGAACACCACAUGGUCGAAGAAACGGAACGCCGGGUUAUUCUAAAUGACCAGGAUCAGGUUUUGUUGAAGACCGUGCCGCUUUGUUAUUCGCAAAAGAGUCUAGAGGGAUCGUCCGCACCCAAGCCACUUCCCCAUCGAGGCCUUCAUCCAUGCCGCAAGAUCAGUUUUCAACUCUCUUCGCACGACCAGGGUGCCAAAGGCUUCGGGUUGCGAGCGGACAGGUAUACAGCCAGCUGGACUUGGUUCGAUACUGAAUUGAUUCGUGGUGCACAUACCCGCAAUAUGUAUGUCAAUGGAGAGGAACAAGAACUGUUGCAUAAUGAGCAGGGACAAGUCCGGCAACAUUACGGACCUAAGGAUGAACUUCUUCUACCACGGGAUAAUAAAGUGCAGGUCAACGGCAAACAUAUGGGGGAUCUGCAGAACACCAUCGUCGUGUGGCACUAUCAGGAUAAUAUCCAUUCUGAUUCCCCUGAGGCCCAUGAGAUUGAGGGAACCAAGGGCCGCGGGCGGUCCACGUUAGAUGGACGAUAUGUGCGUGAGUUGGAGGUUGGUGACUCGAUUGCACUCUGGGCACGAGCGCGAUUCCCCGGCUGGAGAAACUAUGUCUACAGUGCGACUGUUCGGGUGUUCUGGGCUGUUUGA
Penicillium pulvis is the source of this 801-nucleotide messenger RNA. RefSeq lists its product as uncharacterized. The record is from RefSeq and is a predicted model, not a curated record. The coding region runs from base 1 to 801 and encodes 266 amino acids. Lineage: Eukaryota; Fungi; Ascomycota; Eurotiomycetes; Eurotiales; Aspergillaceae. The transcript has 2 exons.